CGUCAGAAUCACUGUCACUAGGUAGACUUUGGCAUCUCUGACCUCGUGGAACUUGGUAUUCAUCCAUCUCAUCUUUACACUAUCUCUUAACACGUCUCAAAAUGCCUCACGCAGAUUCCAGCCUUGUUCCAGAAGAAAUCACGACGAAGAAGGAGUUCUACGCUCACAUCCACGAGCAGCUCCGUGCACUUCUCGACGGACACCGGUAUUGGGUGUCCAAUCUGGCGCAGGUCUCCGCCCUCCUCUACCACUCGUACCUCGGCACCUCCCUCUACGGCUUGCAGGAGGGCACGACGCCCGUCGUCAACUGGUGCGGCUUCUACAUCCGCCCGGCAGGCGAGGCGAACCUCGUCCUCGGGCCAUACGCCGGCCGGCCUGCAUGCGUGACCAUCACGCCUAAGGCGGGGCGAGGGGUCUGCGCCGACGCCUUCGUGGGGGAGAAAGGCGUGGUUGUGCAGGAUGUCGAGGCGUACCCUGGUCAUAUUGCGUGCGACGGCGAGACGAAGUCGGAAAUUGUUUUGCCUCUGCGCUUGAAUGGCACCGACGCCGUGGUCGGUGUGUUGGACCUCGACUCGACUACCCUGGGCACAUUCGACGACGACGACCUCGCGGGGUUGGAGGAGGUGGUCCGCAUCCUUCAGGAGACGAGUGACUGGGUUUAGGGAGUGUAGGGAGUGGGAGUGACAUAUAUUCAUUUGCAUUGCAUACGCCGAAACUAUGGGGCGGAUUGAGGCUGAUGGUGAGCCGAGUGACACCGAUAUGUGGCUGUCGUGAGGAUAGUCUCUCAGUCUUCUGCAGGAGACUGUCACGUGCCUGAUAUCCAUCGUAUGUGACACAUGCAUCGUUAGCGUAAGUGGGAA
This is a messenger RNA of Cutaneotrichosporon oleaginosum, 860 nucleotides long. RefSeq lists its product as uncharacterized. Lineage: Eukaryota; Fungi; Basidiomycota; Tremellomycetes; Trichosporonales; Trichosporonaceae. The record is from RefSeq and is a predicted model, not a curated record. Gene Ontology annotation, molecular function: protein binding; L-methionine (R)-S-oxide reductase activity. Gene Ontology annotation, cellular component: cytosol.